Chilo suppressalis (striped riceborer) is the source of this 966-nucleotide messenger RNA. The record is from the annotation of a GenBank genome assembly. NCBI's taxonomy places the organism in Eukaryota, Metazoa, Arthropoda, Insecta, Lepidoptera, Crambidae.
AUGGCUAACGAAGAGCAUAAAGAACUAGCACUGUUCAUAAAGGAAGUUCACUCAUCAUUAAGGAAAUCAACCUUGUUACAUGGAGCGGACAAAGCAUGGUUAGAGCAUUCAAAGAAAACAUAUGUUUUAGAAAAUUAUGCACACUGUAUGGAGAAAUUAGCUACAACUUAUUGGGAAGCUAAUAGUGCGAAGUCAUCUAGCGAUGCAACUUCACGAAUUAAGUGGACUGCAGAUUUUUGUUUUGAAUACUUCAUAAAUAAUUCUUAUUUGAAAUGUAGAGAAAAGGAUAUUAAUAUAGCCACUAAAGUUUAUAUAAAUUUAGACGUAGAGGAAAAUUUUGUUAGUCCAAUAAAGCUAAUUGAUGUAGGAAGUUGCUACAAUCCAUUCAGAGAGUUUGAUUAUUUUAAAGUGUUACCUAUAGAUUUGUAUCCAGCUAAUGACACUGUGUACCAGUGUGAUUUCUUAAAAGUUAGUUUAGGUUCAAAGAUAAUAUUUAACGGAGUUGAAGUAGAGCAGUUACAAGAGUGCUUCUUUGACGUUGUAGCUUUUUGCUUUCUGCUGGAAUAUAUUCCAGACUCAAAAUUGAGAAUACAGGCUUGUGUUAAAGCAUACAAUUUAUUGAAACCAGGCGGUUUGCUUAUUAUCAACACACCUGAUUCAAAACAUGUUGGUGCAAAUUCUAAAAUAAUAAAAUGUUGGAGAUAUACUUUAGCAUGUAUUGGAUUCUCAAGAAUAAAGUAUGAGAAAUUCAAGCAUAUGCAUUGCAUGGCAUUUAGAAAAUCGCUCCAUAGAGAUAUUGCAGUUAGAUGGGCAAAAUUACAUAAAGAACCAUUUAUGGAAUAUGCUUUGAAUAUACCACAAGAUUUCUAUCAUAACAAUGAUGUUGAAAACUCGAUUCAAAAGGAAACAAAUGUAACAUAUUAUGAAUUUGAGGAAUUACCAUUUUAUGAUUGUAUUGAAGAUUAA